Messenger RNA from Ilex paraguariensis (yerba mate), 161 nucleotides. The record is from the annotation of a GenBank genome assembly. Lineage: Eukaryota; Viridiplantae; Streptophyta; Magnoliopsida; Aquifoliales; Aquifoliaceae.
AUCUAAAGAGAGAGAAAGUGAAAUCAAUGAGGAAAAAGAGCGAGAACCAAGUGACGAUUUGCUAUCAAGAUUCAUGGGGUCUACCUCAAAUUUAGGGUUUCUUGAUCAAGAUGAGAAGAGGAAGUUCUUGAGAGAUAUAGUGAUCAGCUUCAUACUUGCAG